This is a messenger RNA of Quercus lobata, 2740 nucleotides long. Its product is annotated as subtilisin-like protease SBT1.5. The transcript has a single exon. Gene Ontology annotation, biological process: proteolysis. The record is from RefSeq and is a predicted model, not a curated record. NCBI's taxonomy places the organism in Eukaryota, Viridiplantae, Streptophyta, Magnoliopsida, Fagales, Fagaceae. Bases 98 to 2428 code for a protein of 776 amino acids. Gene Ontology annotation, molecular function: serine-type endopeptidase activity.
AAUUCACACACUCUCCCUCCCUCUCCCUCUCCAUUCUUUUUAAACUUCCUUCACUGCCAAACCAUUCACACUCUCUCACUCACACACACUCCCGAAAAUGGCCCCUUCUCUCACCUUCUUUCUCCUCCUUCUCACACUCACCCUCACUACCUCCACACCCACACCCACUUCCAAACCCAAAACCUUCAUCAUCCUAGUCAACCCAGACUCCAAACCCACCAUCUUCCCCACUCACACUAACUGGUACUCUUCUCUUCUCUCCACCAACACCACCACAACCACAACCUCCACCAUUCUCCACACCUACUCCACCAUCUUCCACGGCUUCUCCGCCACGCUCUCUCCAUCCCAAGCAGCCUCCCUCAGCUCCCACCCCCACAUCCUCUCUCUCCUCCCCGACACUCUCCGCCACCUCCACACCACUCGCUCCCCUCAAUUCCUCGGCCUCAAAACCUCCGGCAACUCCGGCCUCCUCAAAGAGUCCGACUUUGGCUCCGACCUCGUCAUCGCCGUCAUCGACACCGGCAUUACUCCCAACCACAAGAGCUUCAACGACGAAGACCUCGGUCCCGUACCCACCAAAUGGAAGGGCCACUGCGUCGCCAGCUCAGAUUUCCCACCUUCUUCUUGCAACAAAAAGCUCAUCGGAGCGAAGUUUUUCUCUCAAGGCUACGAAGCCACCAACGGUAAAAUCAACGAAACCGUCGAAACCAAGUCUCCAAAAGACACUGAUGGUCAUGGGACCCAUACUGCCUCCAUCGCCGCCGGAAGAUACGUUUUUCCGGCGUCAACUUUAGGCUAUGCUCGUGGUGUGGCCGCCGGGAUGGCUCCGAAGGCCCGUUUAGCUGCUUACAAAGUUUGCUGGAACUCUGGCUGUUACGAUUCCGACAUUCUCGCCGCCUUCGACGCCGCCGUAGCUGACGGCGUCGAUGUCAUAUCACUUAGCGUUGGUGGCGUUGUUGUGCCUUACCAUCUCGAUGCAAUAGCUAUCGGAGCUUUUGCUGCUGCUGAUGCGGGGAUCUUUGUAUCUGCUUCCGCCGGAAAUGGCGGCCCCGGAGCUCUAACGGUGACGAAUGUGGCUCCGUGGGUUACCACAGUCGGUGCCGGAACGAUUGAUAGAGAUUUUCCGGCGGAUGUGAAGCUUGGGAAUGAGAAAAUCAUUCCGGGCAUGAGUAUUUACGGCGGGCCGAAUUUGGUUCCGGGUCGGAUGUACCCGUUAGUGUACGGUGGGAGUUCUCAGACAGGCAAUGGCGGAGAUGGGUACUCGUCGUCUUUGUGUUUGGAAGGUUCAUUGGACCCCAAUUUCGUAAAAGGAAAAAUCGUGUUAUGUGAUAGAGGCAUCAAUUCAAGGACUGCAAAAGGCGAGGUUGUGAAGAAAGCUGGAGGGGCUGGAAUGGUUUUAGCAAAUGCGGUAUUUGAUGGUGAAGGAUUGGUGGCUGAUUGCCACGUGUUGCCCGCGACGGCGGUGGGUGCAGCCGGCGGUGAUGCGAUUAGGAAUUACCUUACGCAGGCGAAGAAGCCGGUGGCGACUAUUGUAUUCAAAGGAACUAGGCUUGGAGUCAGGCCUGCACCUGUGGUGGCAUCGUUUUCGGCUCGAGGGACUAAUCCGGAGACCCCGGAGAUAGUGAAGCCGGAUGUGAUUGCUCCUGGGUUGAAUAUUCUUGCAGCUUGGCCUGAUAGUGUUGGUCCAUCUGGGAUUCCAUCGGAUAAGCGUAAGACUGAGUUUAAUAUACUGUCCGGGACUUCAAUGGCUUGUCCUCAUGUGUCUGGUUUAGCAGCACUGUUGAAAGCAGCACACCCAGAAUGGACUCCAGCUUCAAUAAGGUCGGCUCUUAUGACCACUGCUUACACUGUGGACAAUAGGGGUGAGACUAUGAUUGAUGAGUCUACUGGGAAUGUUUCGAGUGUGUUGGAUUAUGGGGCUGGUCAUGUCCACCCUGAGAAGGCUAUGGAUCCUGGACUAGUGUAUGAUAUUAGUUCGUAUGAUUAUGUGGAUUUUCUGUGCAAUUUGAAUUAUACUACUAAGAAUGUUCAAGUGGUUACUAGGAAGAAUGCAGAUUGUAGUGGGGCAAAGAAAGCUGGUCAUGCUGGGAAUUUGAAUUACCCUUCAUUGUCUGCAGUGUUUCAACAAUAUGGGAAGCAUAAGAUGUCUACUCAUUUUAUUAGGACAGUGACGAAUGUUGGCGACCCAAAAUCGGUUUACCAAGUUACAAUUAGGCCGCCUAGCGGAAUGAUGGUGACGGUGCAGCCGGAGAAGCUUGCUUUUAGGAGGGUGGGUCAGAAGCUGAGUUUCCUUGUAAGGGUGCAAGCCAGGGAAAUUAAGCUCUCCCCUGGAAGCUCUACUAUGAAGGGGGGUUCUAUUGUAUGGUCUGAUGGGAAGCACACUGUCACCAGUCCCAUACUUGUGACACUGCAGCAACCUCUCUAGGAGUGUUUAUAUUUUUGGAGUUUUGGGUUUAGGAAUUUUGCUCUCCUUAUAGAAUUUUUAUAUAAAUUAUCUCCAUAUGUAUCAUGAUGAUGUGUUAUUUUUUUGUUUUUUUGUUUUUUUUUUCCUCUUUUGUAAUGUUUUCUAUUUCAGAAAACUGGUGGGUUGGUUUUGUAAUGCACAAUAGAUUUGUAUCCUUGUUUCUGUAAGAUUAACAAUCAAGAAUGAAUGUAAAAUGCUUUCCAUCAAAAAAAAAAAAAGAAUGAAUGUAAAAUGCUGUGUGAUAAUCGAAAGAUCUCUUUUCCUUUCAAAUCA